GCCUUCGUUCGUUGCCCAUCGCCGAAUAGGAGAGGACUGAUCGGAAUGGCGUCGCCGGCAUCGUCAUCGCGCAGCGCUGCAGCACGGGUUCUGCAACGGCAGACAGGUGCGCGCGCCUUCUCAACUUCUGCACAAACAUGUGCAGAGCCUUCCUCGUCGUCGACGUCUUCACCAUCUCGCGGGAGGAAGCCUCGACCUCAGCGAGCUAAUGUGCUCCCCCCUUAUCCGGAAUGGGUCAGCGGGCAAGGCAAGGCGUAUGAGUCUGCACCAGUGGGAAGAGGGCCAUUUUGGAUUGGGUCGACUCCAUUCCCCCUCAAUCCUACAUUCAACCCGCCGCCUCCGCUGUCCCAAGCGGUGCGCGAUCAGAUGUGGUCAUUGCACUCUCAGAACCCCAGCGCAAACUCGGUGCGCGUCCUCAGCGGUCGCUUUGGCGUUCAGAUGGAGCGAGUGACGGCAGUCUUGCGUCUCAAGGCGCUGGAACAUGAAUUUGUGAAGAAGGGCAAGCCGCUCCAAACGCCAUUUCAGAAACAGAUGGAGAGGCUGCUUGGGUCCGCGCAGGAUGCUCGAUCGAUCAUGAAGGAGGCUGAUACGGCUCCUUCGAGCAAGGGCGCCAACUUCCGUGGACCGAUUCGAGAGGAGGUUCCAAUGAGCGCCCAGUCAGAGGACACGCCCUCUUCAAUCGCACCAGCACUGGCGAAAGAGGCAACAGAAAGAAAGGAAAGGAUGCGAACGAUUCCCACAGGUGGACCAGCCACCAAAGGACCGGCACCAUCCAAGGCUGUCGUCGAGACGGUGGAUCAAUCUCGCCGCACGAGGCCCUCCCUGUCGGUGACUGAUCUUUCGAGUCGGCCAAGCUCCUACCAAGGGGCGGGUACCGCGACGCCUGCGAGCCAAGGCAAAAGGUUUCACUUCAUGAAUGCCAUCGUCUUUUUGAUCAUCCUUCGUAGUUGUCUGAAGCAGAUGGCGGGUCCUUGGAGACAGUGAAAGGGCGAGCCACAGAAGCUGAGGAUCGCCUACCUCCAUCGCUCUAAGAUGUUCACGAG
Messenger RNA from Acaromyces ingoldii, 1043 nucleotides. RefSeq lists its product as hypothetical. The transcript has 4 exons. The record is from RefSeq and is a predicted model, not a curated record. Gene Ontology annotation, cellular component: mitochondrial small ribosomal subunit. Gene Ontology annotation, molecular function: structural constituent of ribosome. Gene Ontology annotation, biological process: mitochondrial translation. The coding region runs from base 46 to 984 and encodes 312 amino acids. Lineage: Eukaryota; Fungi; Basidiomycota; Exobasidiomycetes; Exobasidiales; Cryptobasidiaceae.